AUCAUCCUGAGGGUUCGCUUUUUGCUGAUACAGUUGGCUUAUGAAGUAUUUCACUCGUAGGCUGCAAGUGACUGCAGAAAUGCCAGUCACCUGGCAAGCGUUUCGGGUGGAUAGCAUUGCCCUUGAGCUGUAAUUAGUCGGACUAGCUAGGCAUGAUGCCUCCGCCUGGGCGACGGCCUACGGCCGAAGUGUUACCCGGCAUGUCGUUACGAACUGCGAUCGCUCUAGUGCUAGGCGUUUGGGUAACCUGCACGUUAGUUAUGUUUCACCAGCACUCUUUCGUGGCCGUAUCUCGUUUCGACUACAGCGACCAUGUACUAGCUUUGACACCACCGCAGCUGCAAAUCAGCCAUUUAGCCGCAAUUGACACAAACGCUGCUCAGGGGGCAGCGAUGAUGCCCAUAGAGGAUGAUCCGAAGCACCCUUACGCUCUGGUCCUGGUCGCCAACUACUACAACUCCAGCGGCCUCUUCCUCUUGCGACCCGACAGCAAGCAACCCAUGCAACCGCUCGCAGUGUUGCAGACCGAGUGCGGCCACAGCUGGUCCGUCUGGCGCCAGGCCGGCCGGCGCUGGGCGGCAGUCGCCAACUACUGCAGCCGGCAGCCGCACACCGGCGUGCUGCUGUACGAGCUGGAGCCCCUGGCCGCCGCCAGCCCGCAGCAGCCCGACUGGGGCUUCCGAGCGGAGGCGGCGCUGGCGGCAGCGGGCGCCUCACACGCGCUGC
Messenger RNA from Astrephomene gubernaculifera, 726 nucleotides. The record is from the annotation of a GenBank genome assembly. NCBI's taxonomy places the organism in Eukaryota, Viridiplantae, Chlorophyta, Chlorophyceae, Chlamydomonadales, Astrephomenaceae.